UAUCCGUUCGUUCCGUCAUGGAUGUCGUACGUUGCGAAAAUCGGUAUGUUUCGGGUACUUUGCAAAGGCGAGGCGUAAAGUCAAUUGUCAUGCCGCCUGGCAGAAGGCAACUUCAAACAUAUCACUUUCAAGGGAUCGCGUGUGGAUUUCGGCUUCUCCGAUAUUCUUCCCCCGCUCCACUUGCCUCUCGAUGCCGUCCUCAGCACGUGCUUACAGCUGUCAGAUCUCCGUAUCGCUUUUGCUUGAGCGAGUGUUCCUUCGCCUGGGUUCUGCAGAGACAGAUGAGCAGUUGCAGGCAUCGGUCUGUAAAUUUUUACCUCCUGUGUUGCUCAAGCUAUCUAGCGCACAGGAGGGUGUUAGGAAGAAAGUAUUGGAGCUUUUGGUUCAUAUUAAUAGGAGAGUGAAGAGCAGGCCUCAAGUACAGCUGCCUGUUGAGGCAUUACUUUUGCAAUACCAAGAUCCAACUGCUAGUUCAUUUAUGAUUAACUUUACAAUAAUAUACAUUAAGUUAGGAUAUCCUAGAAUGGAGAUGAGCAAGCAAGCAGAAUUAGUUCCAAGUGUAUUAAAUGCUAUUGAGGGAAAACCAUUAUCUCACCAAGAUAGCUUAAUGUUGAUCAUAAUGCCAGCGUUGGGACAUAUUAAUAUACCAACAGAUCCUGACAAACGAGCGUCUCUCUUAGGUUUGCAGGACAAACCUUAUGUGGCAAAACAACUCAUAAAUUUUAUGCUCGACAUAUUGCUUUUGCCAUAUGGAUCUGUGGGUCAAACGGAAAAUCAACAGUCAGGUCAACAAUCUAUUGAUUGGUCUCAGUUUACUGUGCCACCUGGUUUAAGCGAUUAUGCGUUUAAGCGAGUAAUCGGCGAAAGUCCACCGACAGCAGAACAACUCGAGCAGAUAAAAUUGGGCAUUGUUAAGUUCCUCGUCGGUGGAUUCUUCCCCGAUGCGGAUAUUUUGAUACACUUAAUUGUAGCAGCUGCAGAUACUAGAUUUAACAUAGCUAAUAUGGCAGAUCUGGAAUUGAAAAAAAUUAUUGGCACAUUGGACUGGUCCUCGAUGCAACUCGCAGCUCCAUUGUACACAUUGUUUCUGGGCACUGAUGCACUAGCGACUCAAAAAGAAGUGAAGCCAGAGAUGAAACGACUUCCUGCGAGCACUCGAAUUCGUCUCAAGCUUUUGCAGUAUUUGUGCCGUGUGACUAAAGCAGGCUUUAUCAUACCACCGUGCAUACAGGUUGUUUUCGAUUCGCUUUAUGGAAAAAAUACAAAUGCCAAACUGAAAUCAUUGGCAUUGCAAUUUACAUCAAAUAUUGUGCAACACUGCAGUCUCGUGCCAUUAGCUCGCGUCGCUGGAGUGAUUUUGAAUGGCAUGAUAAAAUUAAUUUCCGAGGGUGAUGACGCUCAUAAACCAAUGGCGUACACAGUUAUCGGGCAACUUGGUCAAAGAAUACCAUCUUUGAUAAAUAAAGAUCUAAGUUUAUUGCAUAAUUUGUUCGACACACUUGUAUCCACUGAUGGCGAGCUACGACGGACGGUAAGGGACGCGUUAAUUUGCGUAACAUCUGCAUUCGUGUUGAACAAAGAGGACGAGAACAAUAUAGCGUUGAUGAACGCCCUGUUGUCGGUGCACAUCGAAUCACCGGAAUCCAGCGUUAGAUUUGUGGCAAUGCAUUAUGCCGCAACCGUAUUUCCUCCUGAUGACGCUCCAUCUCGGUAUCUCUUGUUAUUAGCGUGUGGUGACAGCAAGCAUGAGAUAAGUACAGAGGCUAUGAAAGCGCUGUACGGUGUUGUGCACAAAAGCGAAGACGAGCAACAUGUUAACAAUAAGAUUGUAUUGCCCGAGUUCGUGAAACUCGUGAGUUACAUUCACUCAAAAAUGCAAUCGAGAAUGCCCGCUGUGAGUAGCGGCAGAGGGAAUGUGGAUAAGCAAGUACUUCCCUAUAGUACCACAACGUUUUCCGAGAUUAUCACUUACCUUCGUGUUUGCCUCGCCAGAAGCGCUAAUAUUCCAAUGCGAAAUGAACCGUUGCAACAUCCUUGUGAACACACUCCUCUGAUUGGACGUUACCUGGAGAACUUGUACAAAGAUCAACGGGAAGUUUUAAAUAAUUAUCUCGAUAUGAUUUUACUCUUAAGCCAUUCUGCCGCAGAUCAAAUUUCCUUAAAUGCAUUAUUGGAAGUGCUUGGAUCUAUUCCGCCUUACAUGAUAGAAUCGUACGAAAAAGAACUACCGUGGCUCUGCACGUUGCUCACGUCCACUAAGCAAGAUGUACGACAGUUAGCUGCAAAAGUGUAUGCCGCUAUUACUGCCUAUCUUCCGAGAAACGAGUUUGAAAAACACGUUUCGGGCAUAAUGGAUAUUAUGAAGAAGAAGAAUUUGGAAGCGCAGCACGGUGCGUUGAUGACGCUAACUUACAUGAUGGAAAGAAGCUUGAUACAACAACGGAGUGAAAAUCGGGAGAAUUUGUGUAAUUGGGCAACUUACAAUGAUAUUGUGAAAUUAAUAUGCACAUAUCUCCACGAUAACACGAUGUUGUUGAUGGACGCUGCUGUUCAAGGCAUCGGCACCUUGGGAAAAACGUAUUCUUUACCUUUGCCAGCAGAAAGCGACAACAAUUUGAAUAAAAAGGCUAUAAUCGAAAUGCUGUUUUCCAUUUUGUCUAACGCUAAAUUGAACACGAAGAUGAAAGAAAAGGCCGCGCUUUCAUUAGGAUACUUGUGCGUCGGUGAAACUUUUCCAUAUACCACGGAAGUCGCUGACAGAAUUAUAGCGACUGUUAAAGAGACGAAGGACAUAGAAGUCCAUUUGAUCCUGGGAGAAGCUUUAGUUUGUUGCGUUCAAGCUCAAGCUUCUCCGGAAGGUAGAGACAUGUGGAAGACUUUACCUGCCGAACACGUCAUUUCGUACAGCAAGGAAAGUGAUGAAUUAUUAAUACACGUAUUGGUUGAAUUACUUAACAUGUGUCAAGUGCCUCAUCCAAACCUGCGACAGGCAGUGUGUGUGUGGUUAUUCGCACUUUUAAAACACAACGUUCAACGAGAAUGCGUCAAGGAAAGACUGCCCGCGAUUCACCAUGCAUUUAUAGAUUUUCUUUCCGACGACAGUGAUAUAGUGCAAGAUAUUGCAUCGAAGGGUCUUAGUUUGGUACAUAUUAACAGCAAAAAGGAAGAACGUGAUACUUUAGUGUCUAAUAUAUUAGAUCAGUUCACACAGGGUCGUAGAACAGUGCAACAAGUUACUGCUGACACCAAAUUAUUUGAAGAAGGCCAGUUGGGAAAAAGUCCAUCGGGUGGCAAUAUAUCAACGUACCGAGAGAUUUGCUCCCUGGCUACAGAAUUGCAGAAGCCGGAGCUCGUGUACUACUUUAUGCACUUGGCAAAUCAUAACGCGAUAUGGACAUCCAAAAAGGGAGCGGCGUUCGGUUUCGCGGCGAUUGCCAGUAUCGCGAGGGACGAGCUGAAUAAAUAUCUGCCUAAUAUCAUACCACGAUUGUACAGAUAUCAGUUCGACCCGACGCCGAAAAUCCAGCAGAGCAUGACUAGCAUUUGGCGGGCAGUCGUCCCUUCUACAACGAAGGCCAUCGAACAGUAUCAUAAAGAAAUAUUGACUGAUGUAACUGAUAAUCUAACGAAUAACGAGUGGAGAGUACGUAUCAGUUGUUGUAAUGCUCUCGCAGAUCUUUUAAGGACAAAUGUACAGUUCAACUUCGCCGAAUGCGGCCCGGGACUGUGGAAGAAACUGUUUCGUGUAAUGGACGAUAUUCACGAGGGUACGCGUUCAGCCGCGACGAAUACCGCCAAGAUACUCAGCAAGGUUUGCAUACGGUAUUGCGAUUCUUCGCACGGUAAUGCAGGAAAAGAAGUUAUUCAAGCGAUACUGCCCGUGCUACUCGAUAUUGGCAUUAUUCACACCGUAGACACGGUGAGAUCUAUAUCGUUGCAAACGGUAUCUCAACUCGUAUCGACGGCCGGCGUUCUGUUGAAACCGUCGCUUGUCACUUUAAUACCUUCGUUGUUGGAGACGAUCGGCGAGUCGGAGAAUCCUAAACUUUCAUACUUGAGUAAUGUGUGUGGGGCGUCCACGGAGACGCAGGAAGCUAUCGAUAACGUUAGAGCCAACGUUGCUAAAGGCCAUUACGCGUCAGAUACGGUAACAAAGUGUAUCCAAUAUAUCGAUGCGGACGUAUUGAAGGACUUAAUGCCAAAAGUAAUAGACUUAGUCAAAUGCAGUAUAGGAUUUGGAACGAAGAUCGCUUGUUCGCAUUUCGUAAUCCUUCUCAGCACGCAUCUGAAAGUAGAGUUACAACCGUAUAGCGCUAAAGUUUUGUCUGCCUUACUCAAUGGUUUGACAGAUCGUAAUGCUGCUGUGAGAAAAAAUAACGCAAUCAGCAUCGGACACAUAGUCGGCUCAGCUAAGGAUUCUAGUCUAGAUAAAUUAUUCAAUACCUUGAACACGUGGUAUCUGGAACGCGAAGAUGACGCAAUAAGAUUGGCGAUCGGGCAGACUUUGCAAUCUAUAAACAAUUACAAUCAGGAGAAAUUGAAGAAUUACCAAAAAAUAGUCAUUCCUUUGACGUUCUUCGCAAUGCAUGCAGAAAAGGUAUCAGGAAAUGAAAGUACAAUCGAGCUAUGGACCGAUCUGUGGAAUGAAAUAACGCCUGGAACCGAAGCAGGAAUUUUGCAAAACUUGAAAUCGAUAACCGAUAUUUUACGCACAGCUUUGGAAUCGGCAUCAUGGACUACAAAAGUACAAGCCGCGAAUGCAGUUUAUACCGUUGCCUUAAAGUCAGGACAUAAUAUCGACAUGGAAGCCAGGAAUACCCUAUUAAAGAUAUUGACAGACGGCUUACGUGGCAGAACUUGGAAUGGGAAAGAACGUCUGUUAAACGCGCUUGCUAUGUUAGCGUGCAAUAGCAAAGAAGCUUUAAACACAGAUACCGCACUGUUAGAUACAAUUGUAGCAACGCUGCACAGAGAAAGCAAAAAGGAGAAUGCGGAAUAUCGUCGAAAUGCGUUGCAAGCGUUCGCUAUGGUCUUAUACGAACUUGACAUUGAUAGGUUUACGGAAACUUACGAGAUUGUACAAGAUAUUUUAAUUAAAGUAUCUGAUAAAAGCAAUGACGAUGAAGACACUGCGGAGGAAAGUAGAAAGAAGAAGGAAAGUAAUAUAAAGCUGCAAGAAACGGUUUAUGAGGUGCUUGGAAAAGCAUGGCCGUCUAAUAAAACGACUCAAGACAAAUAUUGCAUGGAAUUUGUAACUCACUGUCAGAAAGUGUUGCCAAAUAGUACGAGAUCUGUGCAAAUCGCUAUCCUGACGACGUUAAAUCUCUUUGUGGAUAGACUUGUCUUGUUAAAAGUAAGCAAAGAGGAAAUUUUGCCGCAGGAUAAAAAAGUAUUAGAGGAGAUAUGUGAUAGCCUCAAUAAAAUAUUAUUAUAUUGUAUAAACAUUUCGAAGUUCACUAGAAUUAGAAAGGAAGCAUUGAAUAUAGUCCUUUCGUUGGCAAGAAAAAUGCGUGAUACAAAUAACAAUGAACAACUCGACAAGAUGACGCGCGUUUUGAAAGAGCUUCUGCCCGACUUGGUGAAGGAUAAUCAACCAGAAAUACGGACCAGAGUUGUCGACAUUAAGGAAAUGCUUAAGAUUUAAUUAAUGUAAGUAUUUCGAGUCAAAAUUUACGUAUUCUUCACGUACACACACACACAUACACACAUACACACACCGCUCCGCAAUAUGUGGUGUAUUGUCGUUACUGCAGUCGAUCUCGGAGUGAUGACAAGAAAUUCUGAUAGCUACUGUUGCGUGUUUAUUUAAUAAUAUGUUAAUGUAGAUGUGCCUAAAUAUAAUACUCCAUUGCUUAAUAAGAUGUAAUUUAGAACGUAACCUGUUUAUAAAAUUCUUUAUUAUGCCCUGUAUUCAGCAAUGGAUCAAAGAAAUAAAGAACAGUAAUCUUAAUCUU
This is a messenger RNA of Harpegnathos saltator (Jerdon's jumping ant), 5954 nucleotides long. Its product is annotated as proteasome adapter and scaffold protein ECM29. NCBI's taxonomy places the organism in Eukaryota, Metazoa, Arthropoda, Insecta, Hymenoptera, Formicidae. Bases 191 to 5644 code for a protein of 1817 amino acids. The transcript has 28 exons. Gene Ontology annotation, biological process: proteasome assembly; ERAD pathway. The record is from RefSeq and is a predicted model, not a curated record. Gene Ontology annotation, cellular component: nucleus; cytoplasm. Gene Ontology annotation, molecular function: molecular adaptor activity.